UGCCUCCCUCUCGCUUCCACCCGGGUCCAGUUGGGGCCGGACGCAGUGGUGGGGGCUUGUAAACAUGGAGUCACAGGGCGCUGGGACUGCGGAGUCGUCCUCUCGAUUGGAGGCUCCGGCACCCACUGACGACCGGCUUUUCCUGGUUAAAGGUGGAAUUUUCCUUGGUACUGUUGCUGCAGCGGGAAUGCUAGCUGGAUUUGUUACAACAUUAUCGUUGGCUAAAAAGAAAAGUCCUGAAUGGUUCAAUAAGGGAAGCAUGGCCACGGCUGCCUUGCCAGAGAGCGGCUCUUCCCUUGCCUUGCGAGCCCUGGGCUGGGGCUCACUUUACGCGUGGUGUGGUGUUGGCGUGAUCAGCUUUGCCAUCUGGAAAGCUUUAGGAGUUCACAGUGUCUGCAUGUGCAACAUAUGGCGACUCCUAGGCUAGGGGUCCAGUUGGAACUGCAGCUACUGGCCCACGCCUCAGCAGCACCAGAUCUGAGCUGUGUCUGUAACCUGCACCAUAGCUCACGGCAACGCCAGAUCCUUAAUCCACUGAGCGAGGCCAGGGAUCGAACCUGUGUUCUCAUGGAUGUGAGUCAGAUUCAUUUCCACUGAGCCACCAUGGGAACUCCAAGAAAGAUCUUUUAAGAGAAGUAAUAUUACACCUUUUCUCUGGGACAGUAUUGGAUGCACUCUAAUAAAAGUUAUUUUCUCAAGCUCUUUAUUGCUGCUGCUAGGAGUACUUUUAUAUUAAUAUUUAGGCUCACUUCUUAAUUACCUAUGACCAGCUUGAGGGCUUUUGCCAAGUGCAAUCACAUUUCUUUUGACUAGCAAAAAUUUCGUUUUAUCAACAUCAUGGUGUAUCUAGUAUUAAGUACCUUUAUUCUUACACUGUAUUUACUUAUUCAUUUCAAAUGAAAACAUCAUCUGUAGAGUGAAUGCUUGAACCCCAUAUGUAAAAGAAGACUAUGGAAAAGAUUAAAAGUUCAUAACUUCUAGGAUAUCUAAGAAGGAAAUAGACUUCAUGAUACAUACUUUUCAUGGGUUCACAUCAAAAUUAAAAGCAAAUCUGAGCCUAGUGGCAAAUUGUUUGAUGGUAGCCACUUCUGAGUGAUGUGCAGGGGGCUCUGGGAAGUGGCCGAAACCUUUCCCUUCUGCGUCCUCACCUGGUUUACUUAGAGCGCGUCCAGAGAUUCCUGCCAGCUUCUGCCCGCAGGAUGAACGCUUGUUUCUUGUUCUGAUUGGCAGACGUGGGCAGCCCCAGCCUUGCUUCCUCUUCCUGAUGCUACUUCCUAGCCCGCCUGGAAGGCGGUCGUCAUGAGCUCGCAGAGGUAGCCCCGUCUGUCAGGCUUUUGGGCCUCCAGACAGCUUAGGCAUUGAGGGAUGUUUUUCCUGGAAUCAUUCUGAAGUGAGUUGGAAGUGGCACCGUGCGUGAGUUACAUUCAGGUCUGAGGCGACAAGGACGUCUCUCUCCCCCUCAUUUCCCAGUCAUCGCAGCUCUGGUGGGAUCGGCACAUCCCUGUGGGGAGAGGCACCUGUGUGAAUGCGGAAGAGCAGUUUGGUGACAGAGACUGAAUCGAAGGGACUUGCCCAGUGUAAAAUACUGACGGAGGUGCUUUCCCAAUUUUUUUUUUUUUUUAAGCCAAGCGUGGGGGUGGGGGUGGGAAUCGGCUGUUUUGGCAUAUUGCCAAGAUUCCUCUUUAAAAACCUACCAGUUUCCUUUUAUAAGUAAAAUAGGACCCCAAGCAUUUUAUAAAGUGAGAAUGUGCAACAAUUACCAGGAAAGAUAAGCUCUGCCAUAAAAGCCUUCUCCUUCCAGGCCUGACACAUACUAGGCUUAAUCACCUCCAGUAGGUUUGCAGUCUGACUCCACUAGAGGAAAGGUAGCCGUGAUUUCUCCUGGGUUUUCCUUUUCUUUGUCCUUAUUUUCAUAUACUGAGAAAAGAAAAUUGGACUCACUUGAGCAGAUCUCUAACCAAGCAUCAUGGAGUGAAGACUCAAUAGCAAACGCUUUCCCCUUAAGCUUUGUUUUUAAAGGU
Messenger RNA from Sus scrofa (pig), 2021 nucleotides. RefSeq names its product transmembrane protein 242 (gene TMEM242). The record is from RefSeq and is a predicted model, not a curated record. NCBI's taxonomy places the organism in Eukaryota, Metazoa, Chordata, Mammalia, Artiodactyla, Suidae.